Molecule: messenger RNA, 7077 nt
Organism: Chelmon rostratus (copperband butterflyfish)
Lineage: Eukaryota; Metazoa; Chordata; Actinopteri; Chaetodontiformes; Chaetodontidae
Product: rab11 family-interacting protein 2
Exons: 6
Coding region: 392-1804 (470 amino acids)
Biological process (GO): regulated exocytosis
Cellular component (GO): phagocytic cup; endosome
Molecular function (GO): small GTPase binding
Source: RefSeq, a predicted model, not a curated record
GUGAGUAGCAAUGGAUAGCAACAACAGCAGCAGCAACAACUAAAAUUAGCUGGCAUUUGCCCCAGAAACCACCGCAUGAAUGUAUUUGUGAAGCCGGUCUCUGGCGCUGAACGUCCUUCCAUUGUCGACGAAAAUGACACCGAGAUGACUCACCAGUGGCUUGGACAUCUGUGAUUUGACAGAAGAUGAGGCUUGCAGAGCUUGUCAGACUUGUCAUUGCAUGUAAUGAAUGCUACUGUAGGCACAUAAACCACAUUUGCAUGGACAGCAAACUAUAGUGAAUCAUGUUUGUUGCUUUUUGCACAUCACACUCACUAAAAGAACGAACCACAUAAAUUUAUCAUCAUUUAGUUUGUUUUGAAUGGCUUUCAGUUGAUAACCAGUGCUGACCAUGUCACUGGGCGAGCAGUCUCAAAAGUGGUUUCCAACCCAUGUCCAAGCCACUGUUCUUCAAGCAACCGGUUUACAGCCCAAGGGCAAAAAUGGCACCAAUGAUGCCUACACUAUCAUCCAGCUGGGCAAAGAAAAGUACUCAACAUCAGUGGCAGAGAAAACACUAAACCCUGUCUGGAGGGAAGAAGCCUCUUUUGAAUUACCUGGUUUACUUUUGGAAGGCAACCCAGAAGUAUAUGAACUCUGCCUUAUAGUGAUGCAUCGGUCCUUGGUUGGGAUCGACAAGUUCCUGGGUCAAAGGUCCAUCAACCUGAAUGAAAUCUUCGAUAACAAGGAGCGAAAGAAAACUGACUGGUAUUCCUUGGAGUCCAAGCCAGGGAAGAAGAAGAAAGAGCGGGGCCGCAUCCAAGUCAGCAUCCAGUUUAUGAGGAACAACAUGACAGCCAGCAUGUUUGACCUCUCCAUGAAGGAAAAGCCCCGCUCCCCUUUUUCCAAACUGAAGGACAAAAUGAAGGGUCGCAAACAUGACAGCGGCAUUUGUGACACAUCGUCAGCCAUCCUGCCUCGCUCUGCCAUGUGUGACUCGGAGCCCAACCGUCAGUCCGUCGUCCCAGAACCACAGCCCCAGCCUGAAGCGAAGGUCAAGAGACCACUACUGGCUGGUACCCAUAAACUCUCUGCGGCCCAUUCCAUGUCAGAUCUCAUUGGGACCCACUUUCGGCCCAAGCUGGACUCCAUGAACUCCAUAGAAGAGAGUGGGAGUGCAGGCGGCCCUCACAGGCGUUCCCAGAGCGAGGUGCCAGGCUACCAGGAUGGCGAGGCACACAGUGACCCUUUCACUGAUAUCAGUGACACCCUGCCACAGAAGUAUGCCACGCUCCCACGCAACCGCAACCCGUUUGAGGGGGAGCACGGGCAGCUGUGGGACCGGCCAGAGCGGAAGGAGAAAAAGGAGAAGGUCAGCCUACUGGAACGUGUGACGGGAAAGAAGGAGGGCCGCAAGACCAGCAACGGGGGCCGUUCGGGCAGCUCCGGAGACCUGCGUUCCCCCAACCCCUUUAGUGGAGACUCACAAGCAGACACUAACCCGUUCAGCUCGAGCUACAAAACCAGUGAUAAAAAGUCAGCGAGAAGUGAAGACAUCAGCUUUGGCCAGAAGAAGAAGGACAUCUAUGUCAAGAAAAAUGAGACGAAACAGGAAAGCGUGGCCGCCUAUAGCAACUUGUCCUUCGAGGAGGUCGUGCAGGAACUCAUCAAGCAGAAAGAAGUGGUGAAAAAGAAAGACGCCCACAUCAGGGAGCUGGAAGACUACAUCGAUAACCUACUAGUGCGCGUCAUGGAGGAGACGCCGAGCAUUCUUCGGACGCCCUAUGAGCCAAAAAAGAAGGCGGGUAAACUUUGCAAAAAGUAGAGAAAAGACACAGGAUGAAAAGUUACUAAUGAAGGUUUAGCUGUAGCUCAUGUAUCAGUAUCGUACGGUAAAAUAGGAGGGAACAAGUGGGAUUGAUCCAAGCCAAAUUUCUGAUCUACUUACGUCUUUGCUUUAAAACGUUUGUAUUCAGUGGAUGUAGUUUUUAUAGACUUUUUUCAAUUUUUUGGUUAUUUUAGUUCAUUCGGGGGGUUUUCUUUGCCUUCUUUGUUUGGCAGAAAUCUCAUUCCAGUAUAUUCAGUUUUAAAUUACUUCAUGAAUACUUGUGCAUUUUUUGGUGCUUAAACAGGAUAAGAAAAAAAAUAAUUGGUUGAUUAAAGUCAAAUCAAAUCCAUAUUUUUGACAAAGGUUAGAUUUAGCUCUAUUGAAUGCACUUGUGAACCCACAGAGGUCUGCUGCACACACAGCUGCUGUCAUCUGGCCAAAAGCUUUUAAGGUGCAAAUGCAGCCAAAUUCAUGUUUACCAGAUGCUGUAGUCGCAGUUGUGUGCCGUUUGCUGAAAGACGGUCAAGUGGAUAAAAUGAAGCUGUAGUUAUUGUGUUUACACUCACGUACGAGUCUUAACCUUGCCACCUAAACUACGAAACACACUUAGAAGAGGCAGCAUCGGCGAGCCUUGUUCCGAGCCUCUUCUGCGCUCUCCUACAUAAUAGCCUGAGUGAUUCAUGGGUAUUAUUAGAAAGGCUGGAGGUGGUUUUCGGUAAGAAGUUACUGGACAGUAUCUGGGAGUCUGGUUUCUUUCUAGCUCACUGAAUCAUGCUUUUUUUUUUCAAAAAACGAACAAAUGUACAUUCCUAUCAUGAGUAACUGUCUUUCCAUUCUUUAUUUGUGAUGACUAUCAUUUAAAGGUCCAGUGUGUAGGAUUGAGGCACAUCUAUUGGCAGAAAUGCAAUAUGAUAUUCAUAAGUGUGUUUUCAUUAGUGUAUAAUCACCUGAAAAUAAGAAUUGUUGGGUUGUCGUUACCUCAGAAUUAACUCUUUAUAUCUGCAGAGGGAGUGGGUCCUCUUCGGCGAGUCCACCAUGUUUCACUGGCAUGUUUCUGUAGUAGCCGACUAGGACAAACCAAUCACUAUGGACUCGCCUUUCGCGUUUUUUUCCCAUGUUUCACAGCCACCGUAGAUCCUCCUACAUGUUUUGAAAACGAUAAGUGAGCUGGACGGUAUUCAGCUGGUUGCAAUCUGCAACCUCACCACUAGAUGCCAGUAAAUCCUCCACACCGGACCUUUAAGUUUCUUGGACCAAGGGUCUCACCAUCGCUCUCUGAAGGUGGUCAUUUUACUGACUUUAAGUGCAAUAAUCAUAACUUGAGUAUCUUGCUUUAUGUUCUGCUGGUAGUGUUCUCGUUUACAUUUUAAUCACAUUUUUGAUUCACUGGUAAGCUGGGAGGUCUUUGUUGCAGCCGACACAAGUUGUUCAGCCUUCAUCUCGUUCAUUUACAGUUUUUGCUGAAGAUUGUAUCAAUGGUACCUAGCGGCACAUGUAGAUAUAUGCUGUACAAUCUUUAUUUAUAAAUGUGUCAUAGAGCAUUUACAUAUAAACAUUAUUUUAAUGUAUUUAUACGGUACUUUAUGGUAAAAACGCUACUGUAUCCCUCACCCCCUCCCUCACCCCCAUUCUACUGUAUUAACACUGUAGAGUUUGUACAAAUCCCAAACAAAAUUGGCUCAUUUGAGGACUCAUGUAUUAACUUAUCUCAUGUAUUAACUUAUCUUAAUUAUCUUACUGAUACCGUUUUUAUAUGUAAUUCCCAUCAGCAUUAAUAUCGGUUUACCUUCAAUGAAAUACUUAUCACAAAUUAAUUAUGUACUGUGACUCAGUAUAUUUCAGAUAUAUUUUUUCUUCAUGUAAUGUCAAAACAGUUCAAAUGCUAACAUUCAUAGAAGAUGUGUGUCUUACCAGUUCAGUGACUACUAAUAAGAAUUAGUUCCUAAUUGUUGGAGGUAAACAGCCAAUCAGUGUCAUUCAGGUCAUAAAUAGCAGUUUGACAGCCCGUGUCAGAAACUAACUGUCCUCAUUUCACAGUCUUAUGUCAUCUCGUGUGUCGCCUCAGUCUGUGAUGCUAAUGUCAUAACAGCACAUGUUGUUUCCACGUUUAACAGCGCUCUUUAAUUCUGUUUCGUUAAUCACUUUCUACUGAACAAAUGCAGAGUGAGCUGUGGGGCGGCAGCUAGCUCACACGGCUGGUACUUAAAUGAGCUGAUUGACUAGUUAAAGUUUUAGUCUCAGAAAGAGGCCAAGUUUUUAUCACUUCACACCUGCGCUCGUGCUGGAUGUUCAACAAUAGUGUAAUCACUAACUGACGUUUAGGUUUACAUUUUUAAUUGUUUAUUCCUGUUCAUGUACAGUGUUAAACAUGCCUUGUAUUAUAAUAGUUUACUCGAGGUUGUAGACCAUUUGUAAUGAUUUUCAAAUGAUGAUCCACCUUGUCCUUUUGCUGGUAUUAGUUCUGGUGUUUAUAUCUUUUGUAAGUACGUCUUCAGAAUAUUUGACCUUUACACUGUAUGAUACCAAAUCACAGCUGAGACAAAGUGCUGCACUGUAUCUAUGGAAUGUCAACAGUCAGAAACACUUGUCAGUUUUCAUUUUUCAUGAAUGUUGCACCACUCAGAAACACAAUUUGUUACUUGCCAAUAUUUUUCUGCUGCUGCGAAAGUAGUUAUUUCAUCUGAAGGUAUGUAAUCUCUUUUUGGACUUGAAGCCAAGAUCUCUUGUUACUGAAUGUAUUCUGGUCGGCUUUGAAAUACAUACAAUGAAAUGUAUAAUAAUAUACAGUACACUAACAAGGCCAUUGAACCUCGCUUGCCUUUUAAAGUAUUUGGUGUAUCCAAAGAGAUCAUUUCACUUAGGUGAUUCUUUUCCCCUUCCUUCUUUCUAUUAGUCUGACAAAACUCAGACUUAUUGUGGAUGUGUGAUGAUGUGACACAGAUGUUGGGUAAAUUCUUUUGUACUGGAAAAAUGUUAACUGAUUUGCAUAUUUUUUGUCAAGCCAAAAAUGUUGGAAUCAGUACAUAAAAUGAUGGGUAUGAAGUGACGCUAAUUAAGAAGAUAUGUGGAAAAGAAUGUUUUCCAUUAGGAAAAGCUUCUCACUGAUUGCCUUCCGACUUGUGCUGAAGUGUAAACUCUCCGUCUCCUCAAGUUACAGGCUUUACCAACAGCUUUAACUAGUCUGGAUUGGUAGUUAGCCACUUGUUCCUGGACCUUGCCGAGCUCUUAAUACUUCCAUUGUACAUACUGUACAGUCACUUUGUAAUAUCACUUCACCUCCCUUGACUUUUUUGCACAUUUUGUUGUGCUGCAAAAUGUUUAUAGCAUGCUUCCUGGGGAUUUAUUCUGUCCGAGUUUCAGUCAGUACGAGUUAAGUUGAAAGGAAUUUCAAAAGUGGGAAUAAAAGUGUAAAACUGACUAAAAAUAUUCACCCCGUUUUUCAUUAGAGCUAAACUGGCAUUGGCAAACUGAUUUAAUUGUGAUAGUAGACAUGCUAAUGGUUUUUCUUUCUCAGGCCUUUUUGUAGCUAUAGAUAAUUUAUCUUUGCUAGCAAAAUGCGUGGAUUGGUGUUUUGGUGUAGGUCAUAUUGUGUGACAACUCGUACAGAGUGUGGAACAGGUGAUUUAUACAUUGUUCUCCAAUGUGCCCUAAAGCCUCAUUGCUUUGCUUGAAUGAUGAAACAACAAAAGAUAAGGUCUUCAGAAAUGCUGAAUUUCAUUUGGACCCUGAGGUUAUUUAGUUCAAAUGCAAUGAGAGGUUUGUAGUUCAAAUUAAUUAAUUUUGGCUGUCAUAUUUUCUUUUAGCUUGAUUGCUACAUUUGCUUUAUGCUUUAAUAUAAUUUGGUGCUUUGCUAGAUGUCAGACUAAAACACAAAUCUAAAUGAAAAGCAUUUUCAAAUCAUUCUGUACCACAACAGUGUAAAGGGGCACAUUGCAAAAAUCCCUGCAUCAUUAUUAUACUUCUUCCUUCCCACUUUGCAUAAUAUUUGUCAUCCAAUUAAUGCCAGUGUUUGAAUAUGCAAAGCACUCAGAAUGCUUAGAGGCAAAAUUUCCUAUAUCAUUUGGCCACGGCCUUUGUCGUGAUUUAAGAUUAUAUGGAAUGUUUUGCACAUGCAUUAAAGUGUGUUCUAGGUGUCGUAGGUGAAUGUCCACCCCAUUACAAAAAAGAGUGGAUUUUUUUUUUUUUUCCAUGUUGACGAAGCAUGCAUUGAACCUUUUGAUGAAGAUGACAUAAAGCUCAAGUCGCAUCUCACAAUCCUCCUCUGGCAGUCUUUUAAGUCUUCUACUGAUAAUAUGAUGCUGCUUGCCAUAGGCCACAUACAGCUGCCAGACACUAAGACUUAAGCUCCCGCUAAAUCCCCUGACGGUGCUUGUAAUGUGGCACACAGUUUUGAAGGAAAUGAUGACUGUGUUUAUAAAAGAUCUCGCCAGUUAGCAAAGCUUCAUUGAGUUUACAGAAUUGUGUGGAGGGUGGUGUACAGAGGCCAGCACAAUUAAAAAUAAUAUGAGUUGAGUUUAGUGCCCUAACAUGGUGGGGACCUUAAAGGAAAUUUUGAUACUAACAUGCUGGUCUACUUGUGGAGCUACUUGAUGUGUGCUGGGCCUUGCGGUUCAUUCAGGCACAUGCCUCGAAUGUAACAAGAUAAGGUAAAUGGUCGUGUUUGAAUUCGUCAUCUCUGCAUGUCAAUCACGUUUAUGUAACUCUUUACAUUAUUGCCAAAUUCUAUGGUAUUUUCCUGAUCCAGACACCAUUAAUUCCACUAGAUUGGGUUCAUUUUCAUUCAUCACACAACCUUAUUGUAAUGUGUUAUUAUAUUAUAUUAUAUUAUAAUACUACAGAAUUGAGUGUAUGUUGGUCAAAAAAUGUCCUUUCAUCGGAGAAGGCAGAUGAGUUUGUUUGUUUUAAUAUUUCACAUAAUAGCCAAUAUGCAAGACUUUCAUACCUGGAUGUGUGGGGACACGAAUGUAUGUUUUGUUUUGUUUUUUUAAAUAAUUGUAGCUCUGGAAACACAUUGGGGUCUAGAAGAUGUAUUAUGAUAACAGUAUAAUGUUAAUUCUGACUAUAUGUAAAGUGCCAACACAUACACUAAUUCAGUUUGAUGAUGCAUUUCUUAAUAAUGACCCUUUUUCCACGUACUACAGUUUCAAUCAUGAACUUUUAGAUAUUAUCAUCACCGUCAUUAUAAUCAAAUCCCGAUGUUCUACUGGCUGUAGUUUGAAAGGCACAAGCAAGGUUGAUUGUAUUGUCCUUUUCAAUAAACUCACUCUAAA